AACUCCCAUGCAGUGAUGUCCAAGCUGAAAUCAUGAAGAGAACUGCUGAUAAAGGAAAAGAUCAGCAAUGUCCAAUUCCUUCAUUUGAUCUGAAUCUCCCCAUCACCAACCACACCGAUGAUGAUCGCACCGCGGUCAGGAGAGAAAUCAAUCUGUUGGGUUCCCCUGUAAUCAUCAAUGAACCCCGGAACGAUGUUCAGGGGAAUUUGAAGGUUCGUCCUGAUUCUGUGAAGGGAAACUUUCAUUGUAAAUUCUGCGACAAGAGUUUCAGAAACUCGCAAGCUCUUGGUGGGCACCAAAAUUCCCACAAGCAAGAGCGACUGCUAAUGAAAAAGAAAAAAGGAAUCGAGUCAGUGCUACGGCUCCUCGAACGUUGCCCUUUUUCCCCUUACCAUCCAUCAAUGGUUGACCCAGUGUUCCCAGCUCGAUUUGGCUUGAGCAGGACUAGUCCUCUUGGCAUUAACAUGAACUCCGUGAUUCACAAACCCUACCCUUCUGUUUGCGCUCAUCAUCGUCGACUUGGAUUUGGUGGCUACACUGGGUGGCCAAGACAUGCAUCCUCCUUCUCAAACCAUCGUGUCCCCGUGCAUGAUGGUCUUUGGGCUCCUAAUGGUGCAUAUCCAUCGCUGGACACUACGUCUUUGGGCAUCAUUAAUCGCAGAGCUCUGCCGUUUGGUAAUAAUACAGCCGGCGGCAGUGCUUUGCUUAGAAAUCUUGGUGGUGGUGGUGGUAUAGCUGAUAAUUGGAACCCUGUUGGUGUUGCUGAUUUUCUCUCUGGUGUUAGUGUUCCAGAGAACAAGAACCUCGAUCUUCCGAGAUCAAACAUGCCCUUUUAGUUCAUGAGGGUUAAAUUUUC
Molecule: messenger RNA, 856 nt
Organism: Tripterygium wilfordii
Lineage: Eukaryota; Viridiplantae; Streptophyta; Magnoliopsida; Celastrales; Celastraceae
Product: zinc finger protein GIS-like
Exons: 1
Coding region: 33-836 (267 amino acids)
Biological process (GO): negative regulation of abscisic acid-activated signaling pathway
Source: RefSeq, a predicted model, not a curated record